AUGAAUCAGCCGGCGCUGGCAGAGAAUCUCCCAGCGGCCUCGCUGGCCCAAUCCCCGACCCCCGCCGCCAGCAAGGACCCUGCUCCGGGCUCCAAGCGACGCUGGCGCCGCAACCGAGUCGCCUGCGAUGCCUGCCACGCCCGCCGUGUGCGGUGCGACCGGGCGUUUCCCUGCUCGCGCUGUCUGCGAAGCGAUAUCCAUUGCGAGUUCACCCGCGAGCGUCGUAAACGAGGGCGUGUCGCGCGCGCCAAGUUGAAUGCCGCCGUCGUGGAGAAGCCGGCUUGGAACGGACUGGCGAGCGCCAGCAUCCGAAACAAUAGUUCGAGCAGCAGUGUGGUGAAGAACCAGCCUCUGCCUCCGCCUAUGGCUGUGACGGCUGCCUCGCCGGCCUCGACCUUUCACCAGCCGUCGCCACAGACAACCAACGGGACGACUGCACGGUCGGCGCCCAGCAUUGACGACGGACGACGCGUACACCGUGACGGGGGCGCGAUGAUGGCUGGUCGGACACAGGCCCCAGGGCUACCGACGGGGAAUGCGACGGAGGAGUGGCUGGCGGCGUCGAAUCUGUCGCCAGACUCGUACGAGUUGCUGGGCGGCACCGGCUGGUUUGAUGUCUUGAAUGGCAUUGAUCUGGCCGCUGCGGGAGUCAGCAGCAUUACAGGACAUCGCGCAGCAGCAGCAGCGGCGGCGGCGGCGGCGGCGGCGGCAACGCUGAAAUAUCCCGUUUUGCAGCCGGUGAUGCCGUAUCUCGAGGGGUAUCUGUCGCAGCGGCUGGUGAAUGAGCUGCUGGAGCUGUACUUUACCAGUGCUUUUUCGACGCAUAUGCAUCCGGUCUGUCACCACAUCCACUGCUACGUGCUGCGCAAGGCCUCGUUCAUGAACCGCGAGGCGCCGCGCCCCAGCAGCCCGGCGCUGCUCGCCAGUAUGUUGUGGGUGGCUGCACUGGACGACCGGGCCUUUGCUCUCUCCAUCUCUCCGCCGAAGCGCAAGAAGAUCUGCCAGUUCCUCUGCGCGCUGACUAUUCGUCUAUUACGCCCGCUGAUCCACGUCUCUUUCAAGGGCCCCGAGGGCGCUGCUGCUGCAAGCGCCUAUACCGACGCAGGGCCUGAGUAUCCGACGACGGGGCAUCCCUUUGAGGCCGGUACGGGUAGCGGUAGCGGCGGCGGUGGUGGUGGUGGUGGUGGUGGUGGUGGUGGCGGCGGCGACGAUAGGGGUCUUGUCGGACCAGCGGGUUCACUGGAUGAUAUCAUCACGUACAUCCAUGUUGCCUCGAUCAUUUCAUCGAGCGAGCAAAAGGCUGCCAGCAUGCGCUGGUGGCAUGCCGCCUUCACGCUUGCGCGUGAGCUCAAGCUCAACCAGGAGAUAGAUGUGACCUCCCACGGCGAUGGCCAGACGGACGCCGCCUCGAGCCCCGGAUUCGACUACACGACGUGGGCGGGGAUCCAGAGCCGCCAUGAGUUUGAUUACUCGACCACACAGGCCAGGCCCAGUCUCAAUUGCGUCUGCGACCGGCCGUACAGUUAUGGCGCCACGGCCACGAACAUGAUCACCGAGGAGCACCGCGAGGAGCGGCGCCGCACCUGGUGGCUGCUUUACAUCAUGGACCGCCACCUGGCGCUGUGCUACAACCGGCCCCUGGCCUUACUGGACGCCGAGAGCGAGGAUCUCCUCUUGCCGCUGGACGAGGGGGCCUGGCAGGCCGGCCACAUCCACAGCAACAGCCCUAGACCGGAUGGCCCGCAGUGCCUGCUCUCUGGCGAGAAGAACCGGCGGCGUGUCUUCCCGCAUUUUGCCUGCCACGACCACUCCAUCUUCGGCUUCUUCCUCCCGCUGAUGACCAUCACCGGCGAGCUGAUCGAUCUCAACCAGGCGCGCAACCACCCGACCUUGGGGCUGCGGCUGCAGGGCCGUGAAGCGUGGGACGUGCACGUUGCCGAGGUGCUGCGCCAGCUCGAGAUCUACAAGAGCAGCCUGUCUGCCUUUGCGGCGGCAGAGCAAGACCAUCUCCCUCCUGAGGGAGUCGAUGGAGGUGCUACUACUGCUGCUGCUGCUACUACUACUACUACUACUACUACUACUACUACUACUACUACUACCACUGCGGCUGCUACUGCUACUGCUACUUCCGGUGGUACUUCAACCCCCUUAUACUCAUGGCACACGCAGACCGUGCUAGCGUACGCGUCGUACCUAGUGCACGUCCUGCACAUCCUGCUUGUUGGGAAAUGGGACCCCGUCUCGUUGAUCGAAGAUAAAGACUUUUGGACAUCGUCGCCGACGUUUGCGUCGACCAUCUCGCACGCCCUCGACGCCGCCGACUCGGUCGAGCACAUCCUCCGCUUCGACUCGGACAUCAGCUUCAUGCCGUACUUCUUCGGCAUCCAACUCCUGCAGGGCAGCUUCCUGUUACUCCUCAUCGUCGAGCGGCUGCAGCAGGAGGCCGGCGAGGGCAUCCUCAACGCCUGCGAGGUCAUGAUCCGCGCCACGGAGUCGUGCGUCGUCACCCUCAACACCGAGUACCAGCGCAACUUCCGCCAGGUGAUGCGCAGCGCCGUCGCCCAGGCGCGCGGGCGCCCGGUCAACCAUAGCGAGAUUCGAUACCGCCGAAAGGCUGUUCUGGCCUUGUAUCGCUGGACGCGCAAGGGGACAGGCUUAGCUUUGUAG
Molecule: messenger RNA, 2667 nt
Organism: Penicilliopsis zonata CBS 506.65
Lineage: Eukaryota; Fungi; Ascomycota; Eurotiomycetes; Eurotiales; Aspergillaceae
Exons: 3
Coding region: 1-2667 (888 amino acids)
Biological process (GO): regulation of DNA-templated transcription; DNA-templated transcription
Molecular function (GO): zinc ion binding; DNA binding; DNA-binding transcription factor activity, RNA polymerase II-specific
Source: RefSeq, a predicted model, not a curated record